This is a messenger RNA of Notothenia coriiceps (black rockcod), 3350 nucleotides long. Its product is annotated as growth/differentiation factor 11-like. The transcript is spliced from 2 exons. Gene Ontology annotation, cellular component: extracellular region. NCBI's taxonomy places the organism in Eukaryota, Metazoa, Chordata, Actinopteri, Perciformes, Nototheniidae. The coding region runs from base 1 to 387 and encodes 128 amino acids. Gene Ontology annotation, molecular function: cytokine activity; growth factor activity. The record is from RefSeq and is a predicted model, not a curated record.
AUGGAGCAGCCAUUCCUGGAAGUGAAGGUUCUCGAGACGACCAAGCGCUCUCGGAGAAACCUCGGCCUGGACUGCGACGAGCACUCCACCGAGUCCCGCUGCUGCCGCUACCCUCUGACUGUGGAUUUCGAGGCUUUCGGCUGGGACUGGAUCAUUGCCCCCAAACGCUACAAAGCCAACUAUUGCUCAGGCCAGUGCGAGUACAUGUUCAUGCAGAAAUACCCGCACACCCACCUGGUGCAGCACGCCAACCCCCGAGGCUCCGCAGGGCCCUGCUGCACACCGACCAAGAUGUCCCCCAUUAACAUGCUCUACUUCAAUGACAAGCAGCAGAUAAUUCACGGCAAAAUCCCGGGGAUGGUGGUGGACAGAUGUGGCUGCUCUUAGGCUGCAGGGGAGACACACACUUGUGUACAGCCACCAUCGCUUCAAAACACCCAAAACCCUUACGGAGUCUCCCCUGGUACCAGAACCCACUCCUCGGAGCCAGAUUUCACUUUUGCUCAGCAACAAAAUCAUCCCACUUGGUUUCCAUGUUUCCAGUAAUUAAAUUGAUUCAAGGUGUUUAAAAAAGGAAAAAAAAAUUAUUAUUUAAACAUGAAUCAACAAAGGACUGAGUGAUGGAAAUACAUCAUGAAUGAUUUAAAGAGGUUGUCUUUGCGAAGCAGCUUCCGAAAACAGUAAAUGAGACACAACUAUGUUAUAGAGUAUGUGUUAGUUUUGUGGGUUUUUCAAAGUUGAUUUUUUAACGGCAUCUUUGUGAAAUGUCCAGGUUAGUGGGUGGAGUUGACAGGAGACAUAAGCAUAUACAAUAUUUUUAAAUUAAUUUCAGUCCUAAGGUGAGUUUGGAAGAAACUUAAUUUUACAGAUACAUUUACUUGAGAAUGAGAAAAAUGUUUACAACGGGGCAUGAUCAGAAUUAUUUUGCAAUCUUUCACUUUAACAAAGAGAACUAAAUCCACACGUACGUGAGGAGGGUUUACCUAUAGAAAUACUGUUAGUAUAAAUCCAAAAUCUUGUUUACAGAUGUUUAGAAAUGUGCUCUAGAGAUUUAAGUGUUAAAGGAGAUCCGAAACCAAACCUAUACCCUCUAUUAAUGUAUAACACCCCAGUGUGACAUUCUCGAGUGUCCACAAAACCUUUCACAGUUACUUUGAUCUUUUUUAUUUGCAGUCUUGUAAAACUGAAAAAGAAAAGAGGGAGAAAACAGCUUGUGCUAUUUUAUCUCUAUCUUUCAAAGUGAAUACAUGGAGCCAGUGUAGCUAUUUCUGACAUUCUGCCAAACUAGAUAAGACUUAUUUAGGUUUUACUUCCACAUUAAAGUCUCAAACUAAGAAGUGUAAUGGAGGAACACUCAAGUUAUUCGGCACUGCCUGGGAGAGGAGGAGGAGCAGGAUCCCGCGGGAUGACGAGAACCCGACACAUUUUCUUUCUUCUAUACGUGACAAAAGGAAAAUACCAGUCACACCUUCAACUUUUGCCUGAAUGAGAUGCAAAUGCACUAUUUCAUAACUUGCAGAGGCUUGAGAGUGAGAGUUAUAAGACAAACAGAGGGCAAAGAUCCUGAAAUAAAAACACAGAGUGACUGUAAUGUUCAGCCUGCUGUGAACUAUUGAGCUGAAACAUGAUAACAUAAAUAUCACUUGAACUUUUCACACUCAUACUUGUUUGCAUCCAUUACACUUGAUGUUAAUUAACUUUUUCUCAAUACUAGUUUCAAAAAAGAUAAAAAUGCAAAAUCCUCUAACUCUAGUACUGUGCUCUGAAAUAAUAGCUUUUAAAAAUCACAACAAACCACAUAACACAAGGAAAUCAAGAGAAUGUAACUCAACCACAGACUUUAGAUUAGAAAACAUUUGAUUGCAUUUUAAAAUGCCCGCCUCCACCUCAACUGUUUUGUCAUCAUCGUAAAAUAUUGUUAGUGCUUGAACACAGAGUAGAUUAGAAACGCUAAAAGUCUGUCUUUGUCUCCUGGAUGUCAAAGCAAAGAUAUCCUUUUGUUGUAAACGAAAGCACUAUGCUGUUGGAUAAAGGAAGAGCCUUCUGACAUUAUAUAUAAAUGAUAUAUGUAUAUAUUAAAAAAAAGGGGUACAAAAACCUUUUUUGGGGCACUCUACCUUACCAACAAUAAAUUUUGCACUAUGGAACGUUCAUGGCUUGAGGAGGUAAAGUGUUGUUUGUGUUUUACCAAGCACAAGAGAGCUUGUCCAGUAUAGCAUAAAAAAGAAAAAAAAUAUUCAAGCUUCUGGUGAUAAACCAUGAACUAGAGAGGUUAUCACUUCUUUUUGAUACCAUCACGCUUUCCUGACUUUUGUCUGACGCGGGGGCCUGUCCAUACACUCACACACUUUUAUCCAAUCUGGAACCUGGACGUAGCGUACCAGCGGCCUGAAAGGCCUCCUUUCCCACUUUGGGUGAUAUGUCAUGUGUAUCUUAAGUGUCUGGAUCAAUGAAAAUAGAAUGCUUUAACUGGAAAUGGCCCGCCCACAAACUUUAAUUUGUUACCAUGUUAGAGAGACUACGUCCUUUUGACUUAAACAAUGUUUUAACUGUCUUGCAUAGACAUGUUUUUGCCUUUGUGUGUAUUUUAAGUGAAAGCACCCAUGCAAGAAUGGGAGGAGUAUCCAGGGAUUGUUAGCCAAAGUAGAGGAUGACAUGUUGUGUGCUGUAACUUUUGUGAUCGCAGGAAUAUGCUAGAACAUUUCAAAGGGAGGAAAAAGCUGGUUUAGGGGCAGUGGUUGGAAAUAAUUCAACUGGUCAAUUAUCUAUUUAUUAAUAAUAAUUACAAUGCAUUUCAAAGUCUGUCUACCUCACUCUAGCCUCCUAAAAACCUUGCUUUUUUAAAUUUGUCAUCAAUUAAUCUGUGCAGACAUUUAACCUAUAAGAAAGCCCCCAAAAAUGUAGAUGAAAACCACAGGGUCUCCUUGCUCUCAGGUUCAGAUUGAGUUAUUGACGGAGUGACUGAUGGUAGCGGCUCUGGUAAUGUGUGGUCAAAAGAAAUAAUUAGCUGUGCCCACAUCUAUGGCUCGUUGAGAAGUUGCAUUUUGAAUUUUAGUGUUUGUAUACUGGUAUGUGUGAGAGUGUUUUCAUAUAAAUAUAUGAGAGUAAGAAAUCUCUAUGUAAAUACCUUCCCAAAUGUUGACAUUUAUGAUAUUUUGGACAGGUUCGCCGCUUCUAAUGUUUUUCUCACUUUCCCCCGUCAUUCCUCCGUUCAUUGUGUAGUUUAAAAAAAAGAAAUCACCCCAACUUUGUAGUUUAAUGGUUGUGCAUAUGAAUAACUGUUCAAUUGUUAUUUUUGCCUUUUUGUUGUUUAUUUACUGUCAUUUUUCUUUUGUACAAUAAAUCAUUUA